ACGCGAGGUUGAAACUACUGCGCUUGUUCCCUCCAGAGCUCAUUCUUGCCGACCAUGGCUGACCAGUACAGUAUGUUUCUGACCACGGCACCCCCUCUCCGACGAGGAAGCACACCCCUUCCUGUCAAGCACCAGCUGCGGAGAGAAGAGGCUGUAUCUGAGGACUGUGAUUGGAUCCCAGGAUUGGAGGAACCUGGUACAUUGCCUAUCAGUGACACAACAUUGCCUCGUGACGAAUCCUUCUGUCAAACGUCAGCACCCCAGCCAGCCUACCACAGUCAUGGAGGUGUGCUGAAGAUUGUGCUACUGGGACAGAAUGGCGUGGGGAAGUCGUCACUGGCCUUGUCACUGGCUGGCCAGUCGGACCGAUCCCUCUCUGUAGACUCUGAGACCCAAGCAUGUGGCGAGGGCUACGAGUGUACAGUCACAGUUGACGACGAAGACAGUAAAGUCAUCAUUUUUGACAAUUGGAAACAGGACCUGUCCACUCUACAGUGUGAUGUGUGUAUCCUGGUCUUCUCCGUGACUGACAGGCGCAGCUUCCAUCGCACCGCACAGCUCCGUCUUCUCCUCAGGGAGUCCCAGCCUCACACGCCAAUCAUCCUGGUGGGCAACAAGAGCGACCUUGUUCGCUCUCGUGAAAUCAGCACUGAGGAGGCCCAAUCCAGUGCCAUGAUGUUCGACUGCCACUAUCUGGAGCUCUCAGCCUCCCUGGAACACGGCACCAACGAGCUGCUUGAGGCGGCCGUUCGGGCUGCGAGGGGGGACUGUGUUGGGCCCAACUGGACAGACGGCGACCCUAGUUCAGGCCGAAGGGAAAGUCUGACCAGCCGGGCCAAACGCUUUCUGGCGGGGCUGGUGCCACGCUCCUACGGACGAGAGCGUGACAGGGGACGCUACCGAGAGAUGAGCCGCCACCGAGGCAGCAAGAUCCUUCGCCAGAAGUCUCGCUCCUGCCACGACCUCAGCGCACUGUGACAUACGUACAUGCAUACAGGCUCAAAACACACUCCCACACAUGUAGACACACCAAAAUGCCAGAUGGGGAGGUGUGAAAUAUCAAAGGGAAGAUGAAAAAUGGGAGCAGGAGGUAGAUAGGGAGGGCACAAAUGCAGAGCCAGAUAGAUGCAGAAGAUAUUUUUUCAGGCUGAGGCUGAGGGGGGCCACGUGCCACAGGUCCUGUCAUUUGGAGAUAAAGCAUUUCAUUUAAAGGGGUGCUGAUGAAUAAAAAUACCCAAAAUGGUACACAGGUGGCUGAACAGAUUUUACGGAUGAACGUAAUCUUGAACCAUCAUAAACAAAACCCAAAUCAGAAACUGUUGCAACAGUAUGAUGUCAUUAGUUGAGAUGCAUACAAUAAUUGCUAUUUACUUUUGACUUUUAUUUCACACAGAACAAUCUAAUUGUACAUUUCAUAUUUCACACUAAGAUUUUUUUUAUUUUAAACUUAAUUUUAUUUUUUUUGUGUGUUUCUUUUUAAUUCAGCCUAUAUCUUACAAAGAACUUGUAUUUGCAAAUUUUCAGGGAUUGAAGACAAGUUGCAAAGUAUUUCAAGUGUGAAUACUUUUUUUCUUUUCAUCAGGACCACAGCCAUACAGGAUCUUUACAGUAUUUACAAACGAUUAAUCCAUAUUGUUAUUGCGUCAGUACUGCACAUUGAAAAACAUUUCUGUCCCAACUUUUUCUGAUUUGAGGCUCAACCAAGGACAGAAUGACAUUACCAACCAAUAAAUUGCAGAGCUCAGUUUAGCAAAUGCUCAAACCUAGCGGAAGGUGCGCAAAGACGAAAAAAAGAACAGAAAGACAGGUAGGAAGGGGGGGGGGGUGGAUGUCACAAAUAGACACAGUCAAGUAGCACGCACAGAUUAUGUAGGCUGAUAGCAACCUCAUGUAAACAUUUUAUGGAUCCUGUUUUAUAGCAUGCUCAGUAGACAGCUGGUCCUCUAGGUUAAUGGAUUUAUUGUACCUCACCAGCCAAUAGAUAAUGCACAAUCUAGCUAGUAAAACCAUCGCAAAGGCAAGACCCUUUAUUCCCCGUCAAUGUGUUUGUAUCCCUCUUUACAUCCUCUGUUUCUGUUCCUUUUACCGCAUUGAAAAAGUGUUCAUUAUCGUCAGGCACAACAUGUUCUUUUCAUCUGUCAUUCUUGCCCAAGCCAUAUGCUUACUGAUUGGACCAUAAGCAAUCAGCACAGAGAACCCUUUACUGCAAGAAGUGGAGUCACGAGUGGAGGCAAAAAAUGAAGGUCAAAAAGGGUUUAGGAAAUAAAUAAAACUGAGCUUUCAGUGAGGUGUGACACAAAACGUUUAGCUUGAUCACAGACAUGAAGAAAAAAAAAAGAUCAAACCUGAACUACCUGUGGAUAUUUGAUGUAUUUUGUGUUUCUGUUUCCAUUCACCGGCAUAACUAUUGUGUACACAGACUGGAUGCUGGGGGGGGGCAGCCAGCCAGUGGUGACCCAGACAAUGAUGUCCCAGAAACCAUAUGUCACAUGUGUUGCAUCACCGACACGGGUCCACUUAUUUUUCACAAUCUGCGAAGC
Messenger RNA from Syngnathoides biaculeatus (alligator pipefish), 2540 nucleotides. It is a transcript of the gene rem2, whose product is annotated as RAS (RAD and GEM)-like GTP binding 2. The transcript is spliced from 5 exons. Lineage: Eukaryota; Metazoa; Chordata; Actinopteri; Syngnathiformes; Syngnathidae. The record is from RefSeq and is a predicted model, not a curated record. Bases 55 to 978 code for a protein of 307 amino acids. Gene Ontology annotation, cellular component: plasma membrane. Gene Ontology annotation, molecular function: GTPase activity; calcium channel regulator activity; GTP binding.